AAAAAAACAAACUAACGUUUGACGUUUCUGUCCGGGAAAAGCAAUGAAGUGAUCAACAGUUGCUCCCGCCUCCCAAUAAGCCUCAGGAAGGCCUGCAGCCCGCUCUGGCAAAUUUGAUGGAGCUGAAACUCCACUUGCGAUUCUGGAAUUGCUUCCCGUUUCAUCCUUCUCAUGUCUACAAUGUCGCUAUUCUUAUGAGCAGCUCUUCUUGGUUUCACGGCUAGUAUCGUGUCUGGUACGCCAAGCAAUUACAGUGCUACUUCUCUUGAUCGUACCAGUUUUCCGGCGGGGUUUAUUUUUGGGACUGCAUCAUCAGCUUACCAGUAUGAAGGUGCAGCAAAAGAAGGCGGUAGAGGACCAAGUAUCUGGGAUGCUUAUACACAUACAUACCCAGAAAAAAUAAAGGAUCGAAGCAAUGGGGAUGUGACUAUUGAUGCUUAUCACCGUUAUAAGGAAGAUGUUGGCAUUAUGAAAGACAUGGGCUUAGAUGCUUACAAAUUCUCAAUCUCAUGGUCCCGAAUAUUACCAAACGGAAAACUAAGUGGAGGAGUGAACAAGGAUGGAAUCAACUACUACAACAACCUUAUCAAUGAGCUCCUUGCCAAUGGUAUUCAGCCCUUUGUGACACUCUUUCACUGGGAUCUUCCUCAAGCACUAGAAAAUGAGUAUGGUGGAUUCCUAAGUCCUCGCAUUAUUGAGGAUUUUCAAGACUAUGCGAAGAUGUGCUUUGAACAAUUCGGUGAUAGAGUGAAACACUGGAUAACACUAUAUGAGCCAUGGACCUAUAGUGUUAGUGGUUAUGGGUUUGGCAUGUUGGCACCCUUCAGAUGCUCACAUUGGCUUCAGCUGAAUUGCACUGGUGGGGAUUCUGCUACAGAGCCAUAUUUGGUUGGACACAACCUACUUCUCGCUCAUGCUGCUGCUGUUAACUUGUACAAGCAAAAUUAUAAGGCAGCACAAAAGGGUAUCAUAGGGAUCACAUUAUUCUCACACUGGAUGGUUCCCUACUCCUUUAAAAGCCAUGACCAUAUUGCUGCAUUUCGCGCCCUCGAUUUCAUGCUAGGAUGGUUUAUGGACCCAAUAGCCAAUGGUGACUAUCCUCAUAUCAUGCGGUCUCGUGUUGGAAACCGAUUGCCAAAAUUCUCGGCAGAGCAGUCCAAGACGCUAAAAGGGUCAUUUGAUUUUCUUGGGUUAAACUAUUACACUGCUAAUUAUGCAAUCGAUAUGAUGGAUUGUCCUAAGUCUGUGAAUGCAACCUACUUGACAGAUUCUUGUGUUAAUCUCACGGGUGUGCGCAAUGGGAUUCCAAUAGGUCCACGGGCCGCUUCUGAUUGGCUGUAUGUUUAUCCGAGAGGAAUUCGAGAUCUUUUGCUAUACACAAAGAGGAAGUACAAUAAUCCAAUCAUAUACAUCACUGAAAAUGGGAUCAACGAGUUCAACAAUGCCUCAUUAUCACUGAAGGAAGCUCUUAAUGACGAAACGAGGAUAGAUUAUCACUAUUGCCACAUUUCAUACCUUGAAAAGGCAAUCAAAGAUGGUGUCAACCUGAAAGGAUAUUUUGCAUGGUCAUUGUUGGACACCUUUGAGUGGACUUGGGGUUUCACAACACGAUUUGGUUUCAACUUUGUAGACUACAAAGAUGGCUUGAAGAGAUAUCCUAAAAGUUCAGCCCACUGGUUCAAGAACUUCCUCAGACCCACACAAGCGAUGCCUUCACAACGAGAUAAAAGGCUUCAUACAUUUUCAUUUUUGAGCCAACACUCCGAAGAAUAUCUAUUGUUGAGUAGUUAACAGUCCCAAUUGAAUCAUUUUUCAUAGUUGAUCAUCUCUCAGACUUGUUUGAGUGAUACUGAAUUUGAAAACGAUACAUAUUUAUGCAGAGCUAUUUGUCGAUGCAAAUAUGCAAUGAUAUUAGCCAGUACUGUGUAAAAUUCUGCAUAGAUGUGAUCUUACCAUCUAUUCUCAGCUCUCUCUUUAUAGCUUAAA
This is a messenger RNA of Tripterygium wilfordii, 1986 nucleotides long. RefSeq names its product beta-glucosidase 12-like. Gene Ontology annotation, biological process: carbohydrate metabolic process. Gene Ontology annotation, molecular function: beta-glucosidase activity. NCBI's taxonomy places the organism in Eukaryota, Viridiplantae, Streptophyta, Magnoliopsida, Celastrales, Celastraceae. The record is from RefSeq and is a predicted model, not a curated record. The coding region runs from base 469 to 1791 and encodes 440 amino acids. The transcript is spliced from 15 exons.